GUUGUGAGGAUCUACUUCAUAAACCCUACUUUGCCGGUCCUUCCCCAAACCCCUUUGCGUCUGUCAGUGCGUGUGAAAGAAGACCCAUGGAGGAAGGCGGAGGACAAGCAGGUACAGCAAAACCAAACCCCAAAGUAUGCGAAGAGUGCAGAGAGAAAGCAUCCAAGUACAAAUGUCCAGGCUGCUCCGUACGCUCCUGCAGCCUUCCGUGCGUCAAAGUUCACAAGCUUCGCACUGGCUGUACGGGCAAGAGGCCCCAAACCAGCUUCGUCCCCCUCUCUCAGAUCGACGACAAUCAGCUCCUUUCAGAUUACAAUUUGCUUGAGGAAGUGAAGAGGGUUGCUGAGUCUGCUCAGAGAUUGAGAAAUAAGUUGUGCAGAUAUAAUAAUUUUAGGCUACCCUUUUACCUUAAAAGCCUUCGGAGUGCUGCUGCCAGUCGCAGGACAAAACUCUUAUUUCUACCAAGUGGAAUGUCAAAAAGGGAGAAAAAUCAAACUCGAUAUGAUCAAAGGAAGAAAUGCAUCUCCUGGACAAUUGAAUGGCGAUUUCAUUCAACGGAUGUUGUUUUAAUUGACCAUGAAGUAAAUGAAAACAUGAACCUAUGCUCUGUUAUGGAGAACCAUCUAAAACCUGGGCCAUGGAAUCAUCACCUAAAGCUAUUCUGUGAGGAACAGCUUGACUCUCUCAAGCUUUUUGUUCGUAAAUAUCCGAAGGGGGCUAGGUCACCUUUCUGUGAGUUGGAUAUAAGAGUUCCGAUAAGGCAGCAGUUAGCAAACUUAGUUAUUUUGGAAUACCCUGUCAUUUAUGUUUUUCUCCCUUCGCACAGUCUUGAUUUUGAAGUAGUUAAAAAUUCCCCUCCUACUUUCGGCAAACCACAGCUUAAGAUUUAUGGAAGAAAUGAUUUAAGCGCAGGAGGUGUUCCCUUUAAGGAGGAGGAAAUAGAAGAAGACAAUAGCUAUCCUAAGGUCUUUGAUCUCAUGAAACAUGUGACUUCAAGUUCCCCACCUGUUAUCUCUAAUAAAAGGAGGUGCGAGAAACCACUCGAUGAUUCAUUUGCUAGGCCUUUGUCUGUAACUGUGGAAACUGGCAACGAUUCACAUUCCAGCUCCGAUGCUAAGAAGCAAGUGUUUUUUGAAGACAUGGACUUUGAUUUUGAUCAAGGCUUAAUAGAUGAGUACUCAGAUCUUAUGGCAGAAAUUAAUCCUGAUGAUUUUCUUGAUUUGGAAGGCGAAUUUACCAAGGAAGGAGUAGCAGAAAGAAAUCUUUCGAGUGUCAGGAAGUUCUUAUUAGCAGAUGACGACGUAGAGGAGGGAGAAAUUUUAGAAUAAUUGGACUUCAUAGGAUUCCCCAAAAAAGGAAUUAGAAGAGGGAACUUUCAGAGGAGCACCACUAAGAGUUCUGCUGCUGACUGCAUUUUAGUUUCUGGGUGAUAUCCAACUCUGCGGUUCUAGUUAUUCUUUGUCUUAAGUAGCUAGUAACAACUGGCUAGAGCCGUUUGAUUGCUUGAUUUGAGAUCUUAAGAGGUUUUCGUGUGUACCUAGUUUUUUUCCAUCUACCGCAUGCCAAGUCGUUACUCUGGGGAUGCUUUACUGGCAAUACAAUUACAAUCACGGUCCAAAUAGGACUGGGGUCCAGUUUCUUCAGCUUGGCGCAAUUAAGAAGUUGGAUAUCCUUGCACCGGUUUAUUCAUACAAAUCCAAUGCGCCUGGCAAUUUGUCAGUAUGGCUCCGAUAUACACUGAUUUGAGGACAUUUGUUGCAAUGUCCUUUCUUUCCCCAAUUUACUUGGAGCAAAAGCUAUUGUAAAAUUAUAUUUUUUUGACAAAAUAUUAUUGCCUUGUAGUAGUA
Messenger RNA from Pyrus x bretschneideri (Chinese white pear), 1847 nucleotides. RefSeq names its product box C/D snoRNA protein 1. Gene Ontology annotation, cellular component: nucleus; pre-snoRNP complex. Bases 87 to 1328 code for a protein of 413 amino acids. The transcript is spliced from 5 exons. NCBI's taxonomy places the organism in Eukaryota, Viridiplantae, Streptophyta, Magnoliopsida, Rosales, Rosaceae. Gene Ontology annotation, biological process: snoRNA localization; maturation of LSU-rRNA from tricistronic rRNA transcript (SSU-rRNA, 5.8S rRNA, LSU-rRNA); box C/D snoRNP assembly. The record is from RefSeq and is a predicted model, not a curated record.